UUGUCUGAUCUUGUGUCUCGCUUUCUGUUUGAAUUUUUCGUGAGGUUUUUAGCCACGUUGAAACAAUGUGGUUGGCCACACUGGGUUGUAUCCUAUGCGUUUUACAAAUAGCGGAACAAGCUCAAGUCUGGUUUGGUCCAAGUCAGCAGUAUCUGUGUCACUGUGUCAACGACCAAUGUAACCCUGACGGUUCGUGUAAUAGUGGAUCAAAAUGCUCACGGGGGUGGUUUGGUAAAACAUGCCAGUAUGUGGAUCUACUCAGCCAUUUUAACAACAUGCACAUAUUAACCGACAACGAUGAUAAUACGUGUUUAGGCGUAACAACACAACAUGUGGACCUACCACUGGGAGCUGGGUACUCUACUCUUCAAAUACGGUUGGUGUAUAAGAAAGGGAUAAAGGAUAUUACUACACCAGACACAGCUUUUGGAUGUGGCUCUAGAAAGUACGUCGACAACGAGGUGGUUGAUUAUUUCUGUGAUGUUUACACGUUUGUUAACGUUAUCAAACUGAGUAACAAAACUUUACACAAUUUGUGCUCUGUUUAUUUUAGCGGAGGUCGUAAUGUUGCAUUGAAACAACAAGCAAAACAGUCUAGCACUCAUCCUACUUUGCCAGCAAGUUUGGCUGUAGACGGUAUUUCGGACAAUUGUGGACGUGUUUUUUCACAAACUAAUGACCAAAAUCCUACAUUUGAACUUCCGUUUGGCAAACCGAUGACGGUAACCAGGGUUAGAAUCUUCAACCGUGGAGGAGAUUACAGGCUUGGUUAUGGAUUAGGAAGGCGUUUAACAGGCUUUGAAAUGGAACUUUUUGAUUCAGGGUCCAACGUUCUCUAUCGACACCAAGACCCAAGUGAAUGUCAGAUGAUUUAUGAUUUGGACUUACAAUUGCGGAAAGGAGUUACCAAAAUUGAGUUCAAGCAGAAAAAAAUUCCACCUGGUGAAACAUAUCCGAUUAUUUCCUUUUGUGAGUUGGAAGUGUUCGGAGACUGCGAUAAUGGCUUUUGGGGUUUAGACUGUAAAAGAUGUAAUGGCCUUUGCUCUAGAACCUGUCAUAAGGAGACUGGACAAUGUGACGUGAACAGCUUAUUUGGAGAAAACAAACAAUUUGAAUGUCACUGUCAGGACAGUAAGUGUGAAGUUGAUGGUCAAUGUAAACCUGGCUUCAAUUGUAAAGGUGGCUGGUUUGGUAAUACAUGUCAAUACGUUGAUAUACUUGGGAUGUAUUCAAACAAAAAAAUACUAACUGACGGCAAUGAUAAUACCUGCCUGCCCGCAACAACUGACAAUGUGACUUUAUAUCUCGGAGAUACAUAUACAACUUCUCUCAUACGAUUUGUUUACAAACAAGAUCAGAAAAUAACAGGUAUGAAACCAAUUCCUGGAUGUAGUACAUUAGCGUAUGAAGUUAAGGCAAACGUUUUUGACUACUUCUGUGAAACUGAUGUACAGGUUAAUGUAAUCCGUAUAAGCAAUGACGAUGCAAGCAACCUAUGCUCCGUCUAUUUCAGUGGAGGUCGUAAUUUGGCAUUGAAACAAAAUGCUACCCAGUCAAGUGACUAUGAAAAUCUCUACGCAAAGUUGGCUGUUGAUGGUGAUACAAAUAAUUGCGACCGCUUAUUUUCACAUACUGCAGUCAACGACAAUGCCCCAUCAUUUAAAGUUCAAUUUGAAAAACCGUUCCCGAUAAGCCGUAUCAAAUUGUAUAACAGAGUCAACGAGAAUCAGAUGGUUUAUGACGUGAGUGAUAGAUUAAAGGGGUUUGUUGUGGAAGCAAUUGAUUUGAAUAACAAUAGAGAAAGGAUAUAUACUGAUACCAGCCCAACACAAGCGGUCUAUAAUAUCAACUUUGAAAAGCCAAAAACAGUUUCUGCUCUGCAAAUAAAACAGUCAAGUUAUCCAAGUUCAUACGUAUCUUUAUGUGAAUUUGAGGCAUUUGGAGACUGCCCUGACGGAUUUUGGGGUUUGGAUUGUAAGAACAUAUGCUACAGCGGUUGCAGUAGACCUUGUCAUAAAGAGACUGGACAAUGCUUUCGAAAAGACUGCCCUGGCGAAUUUUGGGGUUUGGAUUGUAAGAAAAAAUGCGACAGCGGUUGUAGUAAACCUUGCCAUAAAGAGACUGGACAAUGCAUCCGAAAAGACUGUUUGAAUGGGACUUGGGGAUUGGAUUGUCAAAACAAAUGUGACAGUAGCUGCAGUAAUGAUUGUGAUACGGAAACAGGACAAUGCAUCAAAAAAGUGAACAGCUUAAUUGGAGAAAACAAACAAUUUGCAUGUCACUGUCAGGACAGUAAGUGUGAAGUGGAUGGUCAAUGUAAACCUGGCUUCAAUUGUAAAGGUGGCUGGUUUGGUAAUACAUGUCAAUACGUUGAUAUACUUGGGAUGAAUUCCAACAAAAACAUACUAACUGACGGCAAUGAUAAUACCUGCCUGCCCGCAACAACUGACAAUGUGACUUUAUAUCUCGGAGAUACAUAUACAACUUCUCUCAUACGAUUUGUUUACAAACAAGAUCACAAAAUAAAAGGUUUCAAACCAAUUCCUGGAUGUACUACAUUAGCCUAUGAAGUUAAGGCAAACGUUUUUGACUACUUCUGUGAAACUGAUGUACAGGUUAAUGUAAUUCGUAUAAGCAAUGACGAUGCAAGCAACCUAUGCUCCGUCUAUUUCAGUGGAGGUCGUAAUUUGGCAUUGAAACAAAAUGCUACCCAGUCAAGUGACUAUGAAAAUCUCUACGCAAAGUUGGCUGUUGAUGGUGAUACAAAUAAUUGCGACCGCGUAUUUUCACAUACUGCAGACAACGACAACGCCCCAUCAUUUAAAGUUCAAUUUGAAAAACCGGUCCCGAUAAGCCGUAUCAAAUUGUAUAACAGAGUCAAUAAGAAUCAGAUGGUUUAUGACGAGAGUGAUAGAUUAAAGGGGUUUGUUGUGGAAGCAAUUGAUUUGAAUAACAAUAGAGAAAGGAUAUAUACUGAUACCAGCCCAACACAAGCGGUCUAUAGUAUCAACUUUGAAAAGCCAAAAACAGUUUCUGCUCUGCAAAUAAAACAGUCAAGUUAUCCAAGUUCAUACGUAACUUUAUGUGAAUUUGAGGCAUUUGGAGACUGCCCAGACGGAUUUUGGGGUUUGGAUUGUAAGAACAAAUGCUACAUCGGUUGCAGUAGACCUUGCCAUAAAGAGACUGGACAAUGCUUUAGAAAAGACUGCCCUGGCAGAUUUUGGGGUUUGAAUUGUAAGAAAAAAUGCGACAGCGGUUGUAGUAAACCUUGCCAUAAAGAGACUGGACAAUGCAUCCGAAAAGACUGUUUGAAUGGGACUUGGGGAUUGGAUUGUCAAAACAAAUGUGACAGUAGCUGCAGUAAUGAUUGUGAUACGGAAACAGGACAAUGCAUAAAAAAAGUGAACAGCUUAUUUGGAGAAAACAAACAAUUUGAAUGUCACUGUCAGGACACUAAGUGUGAAGUUGAUGGUCAAUGUAAACCUGGCUUCAAUUGUAAAGGUGGCUGGUUUGGUAAUACAUGUCAAUACGUUGAUAUACUUGGGAUGAAUUCUAACAAAAACAUACUAACUGACGGCAAUGAUAAUACCUGCCUGCCCGCAACAACUGACAAUGUGACUUUAGAUCUCGGAGAUACAUAUACAACAUCUCUCAUACGAUUUGUUUACAAACAAGGUCACAAAAUAAAAGGUAUGAAACCAAUUCCUGGAUGUACUACACUAGCGUAUGAAGUUAAGGCAAACGUUUUUGACUACAUCUGUGAAACUGAUGUACAGGUUAAUGUAAUCCGUAUAAGCAAUGACGAUGCAAGCAACCUAUGCUCCGUCUAUUUCAGUGGAGGUCGUAAUUUGGCAUUGAAACAAAAUGCUACCCAGUCAAGUGACUAUGAAAAUCUCUACGCAAAGUUGGCUGUUGAUGGUGAUACAAAUAAUUGCGACCGCUUAUUUUCACAUACUGCAGUCAACGACAAUGCCCCAUCAUUUAAAGUUCAAUUUGAAAAACCGGUCCCGAUAAGCCGUAUCAAAUUGUAUAACAGAGUGAAUGAGAAUCAGAUGGUUUAUGACGUGAGUGAUAGAUUAAAGGGGUUUGUUGUGGAAGCAAUUGAUUCGAAUAACAAUAGAGAAAUGAUAUAUACUGAUACCAGCCCAACACAAGCGGUCUAUAAUAUCAACUUUGAAAAGCCAAAAACAGUUUCUGCUCUGCAAAUAAAACAGUCAAGUUAUCCAAGUCCUAUCGUAACUUUAUGUGAAUUUGAGGCAUUUGGAGACUGCCCUGACGGAUUUUGGGGUUUGGACUGUAUUAACAUAUGCUACAUCGGUUGCAGUAGACCUUGCCAUAAAGAGACUGGACAAUGCUUUCGAAAAGACUGCCCUGGCGAAUAUUGGGGUUUGGAUUGUAUGAAAAAAUGCGACAGCGGUUGUAGUAAACCUUGCCAUAAAGAGACUGGACAAUGCAUCCGAAAAGACUGUUUGAAUGGGACUUGGGGAUUGGAUUGUCAAAACAAAUGUGACAGUAGCUGCAGUAAUGAUUGUGAUACGGAAACAGGACAAUGCAUCAAAAAAGAGUGUGAUGCAGGACAUUGGGGUUUGGAUUGUCAGGCAAAAUGUGACGAGAACUGUGCAAAUCCUUGCCACCCGGAGACUGGGGAAUGCGAACAAAAACCAUCGGAUAUUGAUAACAUUGACAAAUAUGGACUUGUUGAACAUAUUCAAACCUACACCUGGGUUGGUCCGAAAAAGAAAUACAGGUGUAACUGUAGGGGCGACCACUGCUAUAAAAAUGGCACAUGCUGGCCAGCAGAAAAGUGUUCCCUGAGAUGGUUUGGUAAACACUGUCAGUACGUGGAUCAACUGGCCACCUAUGACGACACCCAUGUAGUAACAGACGGCGACGAUUUCACUUGCAUGCACGAGUCAUUAAGCAGUUUAACGUUAGAGCUAGGCGGUGAAUUCCCUGUAACUUUAGUGAGGCUGGUUACGAGAGCAGAACUCGGGAUAGGGAAAGCUAUUGAGAUAGAGUUUCAGGGAAAGUCUUCAACAUUCAAAUGCACAGAUGCAAAAAUAUAUACAGAACAUCAUACUAAAGAUAUUUUUUGUAGAAACAACGAAAGGGCUAACAAGUUGGUUCUGAAGGGCCCAGGCUUAUCAACGUUGUGUUCUGUCUAUUUUAGUAGAGGCCGUAAUUUUGCACUGAGACAAACUGUGGUUCAGAAACCUAAUUCCGAGUUUCCCGGCGGUAUCGUGGAUGGCAACUUAUGGAGCUGUGCAUACGAUGAUCUACAAUCGGAGAAUGCCAAAGACAAUGCAUUUGUUGAAAUUCAGUUCGACAAAUCUGUUUCUAUUAAUCGUUUUAAACUGCACAAAAGAAUUUUCGGCGAUGAAGAUGAUCAAAAUGCAAUACCUUUCUUGUUAGAGGCAUUUGAUGCGCAAUCAAAAAGUCUUCUGAAUUACAAAAACGACCAACCCCCACAAACAGUGUUUGAUUUGAUUAUUGAACAGAUAAAGAACGUAUCGAAAAUCAAAAUAUCUCAGAUAGGUUCGGAUACCGCAGUCUUUUUUACUUUUUGUGAAAUUGAAGUUUUUGGAGACUGCGAUGACGGAUCGUGGGGUUUGGACUGCAAAAAUAAAUGUGUCCAAAGCUGUAGUAACUUCUGUCAUAAAGAAACAGGAAAAUGUUGACGACAGAAACGCUACGUGUUUGAUGGUUCUUCAAACGGAGUGCCAUAUUAAAAGGCUGCUACUGUUGUUGAUAUGCAGACUUGAAACUUAGUGAAAUAUGUUUUUCUUUUUAAAUUUUGAAAGCAGCAUUUGCUUAUUAAAUUAUUUCAGUAGAUAAAGUGUGUAACAGUCAAUCCAAAAUAAAUGUUUAUCAGUGCAAU
Molecule: messenger RNA, 5878 nt
Organism: Physella acuta
Lineage: Eukaryota; Metazoa; Mollusca; Gastropoda; Physidae
Source: RefSeq, a predicted model, not a curated record